Phytophthora infestans T30-4 is the source of this 1366-nucleotide messenger RNA. RefSeq lists its product as uncharacterized. The record is from RefSeq and is a predicted model, not a curated record. The coding region runs from base 35 to 1366 and encodes 443 amino acids. The transcript has 4 exons. Lineage: Eukaryota; Oomycota; Peronosporomycetes; Peronosporales; Peronosporaceae.
GCAGGGAGCGACUUUUGUUACGUCAACAUCAACCAUGGCCAUGGAGCCGCUUCCGCCGACGUCGGCACGAGGCUUGAAUCAGCAGCAGCAGCAGCAACAACAACAACAACUGCACUAUUUCAUGGACCGUGGUCGAGCCCCCCCGUCCAAACGAAGUCCAGAUCGAGUCACCAACGAUGUGACCGACAUCCGAGGCACCAGACCGUUGCUCAAGAACCACAUGUACGUCAACAAACCGCACUUCUACGAUGCGCACGAUAUCAAGGGAUCCACGAGCAUGGAGCUGCACCCGAAGCGCUGGCGUGCAGGAAGCGAUGAUCGAUUCAGACAGCUUCCCAUCGAGGGCACCACAUCACGACCAGCAGGGUUUCGAACGGAGCGCGUCGUGAAUCCAUUAGAGCCGAGCUACAAGCUCCCUUCCUUCACAAACGCGCCACCGAUUGAGCCAAAGUUCUUGCGCGAUAGCUAUAAUGUGGCCGAUAUCGAUGGCACAUCGAUCAAGGUCCGUGAUAUCCAACAUCCGCGAGAUGCCCUGAAGUUGGAUGAUAUUGCAGGAGCUCAAGCAGGCUGGCUACCUCGUCAUAAGCGAGGACUGCGUGAGCAUCCCCCGCGGGAUAUUUUGAACGUACAGGAUAUCACCAACGGCGACUUUAAAUCGAGUCGAAUCACAAACGUAUUGAAUCCCGUCUACACUGUCAACGGCAUGACAGUCGGCGAUGAUCCUCGCUCACGACCACUCGCUCAGCACCCCAAGCGAGACAAACCUAGCUACGCACUGAAGACAGACGAUAUCGAAGGUGCAAGCUGCACUGAUCCAGCAACGGCAAUCGUGGCAGGCAUCGUCAUGGCCCAUCGACGCAACUACCGAGAUACCAACAUCACGUCCGACAUUUCGGGUGCCAAGGCUGACACACUGGUACACAGUAUCCGAUCUGUCCGGCGUGUUGACCCCAACGCUCCGCAAUAUUCAGCAUUAGACGGAUCUCGUGUGGACUCCAGCGCGAUCUCCGUCGGCAAGUCCAUCGUUUUUGCAGACCUUGUUCAUGAACACGAGCAGCUCGAGGCUGUUUACAAGCGUCAACAUACUCAGGUCAAGUCGUGUGUAGUGAGUGGCGUCGGUAACGUGGGUCUUGUCGGCUCUGCUUACAGACACCGCGACAAGAGACCGCCACCUACUGCGUCUGUGAACGUAGCAAAAACGAAGACGGAUCUCACGGCAACUCCCACUAGCGGUAACAAGAGUUCUACUCCGCCUUUAAAGCCUUCGUCAGGAUCUGGAGGAACGAAAUCCGGCAGGACUCGUAGCGAACGUAAGCAACUAGAAGCGAGACAAGAGGAAAUUUUGCUAGUACGCGACCUUAACUGA